Messenger RNA from Canariomyces notabilis, 1325 nucleotides. Its product is annotated as ubiquitin-conjugating enzyme. Lineage: Eukaryota; Fungi; Ascomycota; Sordariomycetes; Sordariales; Chaetomiaceae. The coding region runs from base 410 to 862 and encodes 150 amino acids. The record is from RefSeq and is a predicted model, not a curated record. The transcript is spliced from 4 exons.
CCUGUGCACCUGUCCCGUCGUCGCUCCUUGUCGGGCUGCAUUACUAACAUCCCACUUGCUGCCCUGUGCUUGUCAUUCAGCUUGGCUCUAGCAAUCACUUUCUGAACGGCAGCAUAAUCAAUCUUGCGAUACUGCUCCCUGUGUCUUCUCACCUGCUUCCAGGGCUCUGCGCGAUAUCUGCCCUGUCGUUCAUGUAACUUGCCUACAGUUUGACGAACACACAUCUACGCCCCAGUGUGGAACCCCACGUCGCCCUCCCGUCGGUACAGACCCCACGUUAGUGUCAUCUUCGGGUAUCUCUUGGCUGCUUGCAAGACGAUCGACGAUAGAGCUACCGGGGUACACAGGCUCCCUAUCCCCUGGACUCGGCUUGUACCACGAACUGGCUUAGUCCUCGUUAGGUCCUACCAUGGCUCUGCCAAAGAGAAUCGUCAAGGAGACGGAGCGGCUUAUGGCCGAACCAGUUCCCGGCAUCAGCGCAGUGCCUCACGAAGACAACCUACGAUAUUUCGAUGUUGAGAUCCACGGCCCCUCGUCAUCGCCGUACGAGGGAGGAGUCUUCAAGCUCGAACUUUUCCUUCCCGAUGAUUACCCUAUGGCGCCGCCCAAGAUCCGCUUCCUCACCAAGAUUUUCCACCCAAACGUGGACAAGCUGGGCCGUAUCUGCCUAGAUGUCUUGAAGAACAACUGGUCCCCAGCCCUGCAAAUCCGAACUAUCUUGCUGUCGAUCCAAGCCUUACUCGGCGCUCCAAACCCGGAUGACCCGCUGGCUGCCGACGUUGCCAAAAGCUGGAAGGAGGAUGAGCAGGCUGCCAUUGCGACAGCCAAGGCGUGGACACAGCAGUAUGCCGUUCCAAAGUAGUCCCGGUAAACCCAGCCUUUUGAUAUCGCAGUUGGAAGGGCAAACUCCUGGAUUCUCGGCCCAGCAAUUUACAGUGGCAUUUCAGGAGUAGAGGGGUGAGAUCCGAUCCAACCAAUGUCUGUUGGAAGUCCUUGGAGAGUAGUAUUCAUGGAGAGGACUCACAGGAGGCGCAGAUCAGACCAUCAGGCAGGUUGGUGAAGAGGACCGCGAGCUGGUAUACUUUCAUGAAUACCUGAAGUCGAUGUAUCGAGAACUUGAAGCCGGAAUUCCCGAGUACAUAGGAGGGUACUCAAACAGCCCUUUGCAUAUUCAUUCAGAGCUUUCCAACAAUCCAAAUCGCAAGACUGCGGUGUGCUCACCACGACCCUGUUGCUGCCCGACAUACUGCGUUCACGUCCUCAACUCUGACAGUCUGGUCGUUCCUAGAUCCAGAUUCCAAGCUCAAUGAGCCCUCAGCUGCCUA